This is a messenger RNA of Cryptococcus amylolentus CBS 6039, 2574 nucleotides long. RefSeq lists its product as hypothetical. The coding region runs from base 1 to 2574 and encodes 857 amino acids. Lineage: Eukaryota; Fungi; Basidiomycota; Tremellomycetes; Tremellales; Cryptococcaceae. The transcript has 3 exons. The record is from RefSeq and is a predicted model, not a curated record.
AUGGAGGCUGGUCACGGCCCCAUUCAUCCCUCUGGACCUAUAUACAUUUCAGCCCAAGCCCAGCAGCCACCGCCGCAUGGGCACGCACCCCAUCCUUUCGUCCACCAGGCGUCUCUUCCCCAGCAGCAGCACCUCUACUAUCCCCCCCAGCCAGCACGUCCGGCGUCGCCAGAAGAGCUGAAUGGCGUACCAUGCUUGCAGGUGACGCAGCCGACACCGACAAAGGGGAGAAAGUAUAGGACGGCGAGUGAUGCGGGAGGAAGCACGUCAGGGGAGAGUCUGUAUAUGGCGAGCCCGACGUGGCGGACGGGGCCUAUGCUUCCUUCGUCUGGGUCGGCAGGUGGGUCGUUGGAGGUCUCUGUUGAGCCAUUACAGCACUAUACCGGGCCACCAUUGAGAGCAAGCAGGCCUAGAUCCCCCGACGCGGAACACUUCAGGGAGGGUAGCGAAGAUGACAAGGAAGCAAGGAGAAAGCAGAGGGCACGAGAGAUGGGCAGAGAACGGCAGCGUAGAAAACGGGAGAGAGACAAAAAGGCCAGAGAAGAAGCUAUGAAGGGAAAGAGCCAGAGCCGAGACGACGUGCCCUCGGGGCGUCGAACUAGCAACGCAUCAUAUACUGGCUCUCAAAACUCUCUUAGCAUUACUGUCCCUUCCCCGGCCUCCGCCUACUCGCCUCUGGGCACCAGCAGCUCAUACUUUUCCAUCUCGCCGUCCGGCCAUCAGCUUGGCCAGAUGUCCGGCCAGUCGUCCCCGGGCGCAUUCUUUUCGCCCACCGUCUCGACACCAGGCAGUUUUUUGGAGAGCAGUGGGACGAGUUACUGGGGAGAAGGGAAAGCGGGAGCGGGCGGCCUCGACUUGUCUGCCAACAAGCCCACACGGCCUGUCCCUAGCCGGGUAUCGUCAGGCAAUAUCCCCAAAAACGCCACGCUGGCAAUGUCCUCAUCGACCGGUCUCCCCGUCCCACCCGACUCCAACUCUACCUCGCAACCCAUCGUCGGUCCUGCUCCCCCCACCAAGCGCCGCAAAUCCGAGCCCAAGCCUGAUACGUUUCGCGCCACGCGAGAAAAUUCUUUUGGGCGCGUGCAGAGCUUGGCAGCGCUUGAGCGGGCAAAGGACGAUCGGCCUAAGCUGCAGCGUACUUCAUCGGAUGGAGCAGUGCUGAGAAGGAUUGAUACCAAGGAAAAGUCGAGGUCACUCACACCGCCCCCGGUACCCUUGUUGCCCGAACAGUUUCGACAUCAGAGCACGCUGAGCAUGCCGGAUACUGGUGAGCUCACCGGCGCGUCUUCGGAGGGCCAAUACUUUGCUUCUCUUAUUGUGCAUGAGGCGGCCAGUUCGAACAGCGAGAAUGCGGUGCUGAUGCGGGAGCGUCUGGGUCUGGGCAUCGAAGAGAUGUCGAGCAUGAAGGACAAUAUCGCGAUGGCAUAUGACAAGUGGAAGCUGGAGAGGGGUAUGAGCAAGAUAUCGCUUGGCAGUGAUAGCAUUUCGGCGUCGACGGCCCCCUCUGCAUCACAGUCGCCCCGUGGAAGCCGUACGAGCCUCCCCGAUCCCAACAUCUUUACGCCCGUGUCCAACAUGCCUGUACGCUACGCCCGCGUUCCCAAUACGCUUCCCAUGUCGACGUCCUAUGCCCAGCACCAACCGCAAGAUUCACCAUUGACUUCUGUGGCUCAUGGCCGCGGACGGUCUCUGUCUUCUCUUUCCAUGACGGCAGUCAUCGAGAGCGCUGAGUGGAGUGUUUCAGACACACCCGGUGCUGUGCCUGCGGGGUCUAUGGUCAAGGACGAUACUGGAUCUCCCAACACUUCGUCCAUCCACACGCCUUCUACUGGUCAGGGUGCUUUCCCCAUCAUGGAGACCAACGCCCCUCCUAAGGCUCUUUGGACCGAUCCCGUGGGCGGGAGAAUGUACCAUGCGUACCACAAUGCUCCUGGCGUCCAGUCUAUCCAGAGCAGGGACGAGUUUAACCAAAAGUUUGUCUUUGGUGUUGAAGGACAGUUGCUGGAUAGUCCAUUGUCCAUGACGGGGCAGGUGGAGGGUAUGAAGCUGGAUAUGCCGCCGCCGCCCCCCUCUGCUGGCGGCGUACAUCAGCCAAGGCAGUCGAGCAUGUCUGCUCCUUCAGCGGCUGACAAGCCGACGUCGUCCAGGCGACAUGAGCGCCAUGCCUCGGCGUCGGUCGUCUCCACCAGAGAGGCAGGGCACUUCCGUACGCCCAGCGGUCCCCGCUCGGCUGGUCUUCGGAACGUUCAAACCCAGUUCACCCCGCCCACCCCGCUGAGCGCGAGAGGCAGCGGCAGCGUCCAAUCUCAGCAAAAUACCGCGCCGGGUUAUGCGGCAGACGAGCAGAUGGACGGGAUGCUGUUUUACACUGGUGUCUUUGGCACUGCGCCUCAGCAGUCCCAGGGCCAACAGGAGACUCAGGUCAAAGAAGCGCAUCCACAGCAGCAGCAGCAAGGAAACUUUAGUUUCAUGCCCAACCAGCCUUAUCCCUCCGCCCCUCCCGUCACUCAAGGCUCCUUCCAGACAUCUCUACCCGUAGCCACCUUCUCCUCGCAGCAGUCGGAGAAUCAGUGA